Messenger RNA from Prosopis cineraria, 525 nucleotides. Its product is annotated as transcription factor MYB86-like. The record is from RefSeq and is a predicted model, not a curated record. NCBI's taxonomy places the organism in Eukaryota, Viridiplantae, Streptophyta, Magnoliopsida, Fabales, Fabaceae.
AGAGUAUAGUGAGUAGAGUGAGAAGAUCAAGAUUCAAGAGUGAGAUCGAUGGGACAUCGUUGCUGCAGCAAACAGAAGAUCAAAAGAGGUCUCUGGUCUCCUGAAGAAGAUGACAAGCUCGUCAAAUUUAUUUCCACUCAUGGCCACAAAAGUUGGAGUUCUGUUCCUAAACUUGCAGGGUUGCAGAGAUGUGGGAAAAGUUGCAGAUUAAGAUGGAUAAACUAUUUGAGACCUGACCUCAAAAGAGGUUCUUUCACUGCCGAUGAAGAACAAACCAUUAUUGACGUUCAUAGGAUUCUGGGAAAUAGAUGGGCUCAGAUAGAGCAUCUACCUGGGAGAACAGACAACGAGGUGAAGAAUUUCUGGAACUCAUGUAUUAAAAAACUCAUUUCUCAGGGCUUCGAUCCUCAAACUCACAAUCUUCUCUCUUCUCAUAGACGAUCCUCUCUUCCUGUUUCUGUUUCUUCUUCCUCUGCUACUAACAGUCAUAAACACCAAUGGUUCCAUCUUCAGACUGAUUCAUGA